AUGGCCACCGCCUUCGCAGCAUCAACACCUUCACCUCCCCCUUCCAUUCGCACACCACCAACACCCAGACACGGCUGGAGCGACAACUGGGAGCCUUACUCUCCUCGCAAAUCGGCACGUAUCUCAUCUCGUCGAGCUGCAAACCGAACUCCUUCUCCGCAACCACCAACUCACCGCACUCCUCCUCGAUCAACUCGCAAGCCCAUCGCACCUUCCGCAGCCACAGCCAUCAUGUCGCCUGCCGCUACACCUCAAAAGAAGCGCCAACCUGCGCAAGAUUCUGUUCGUCGCGCUUCUGGGUUUCUAGCCGCUGACAGCUCGUCCCACGCUGCAUCGUCGCUCGGUAUUGACAAGAUGGAUCCCCAAUCGAACCACACCGCCUCGACUCGUCGCAACGGCAUGUUGCCCACGCCAGCCAAGACGCCCAAGAAGGCACCUACCGAGAAGCAAACUGCGCACAUCAAGUCGGUCGCGCGCAAUCUGUUCGCUAACGACGACGAGGCGUUGGUCACACCCAAGAAAAAGCGAACCCCGAAGAAGUAUUCUGGCAAUUCGUUGGAGAGCUUCACGGCAACCGAAGUAGAAGAGAAGAUUGAGAUCUUCACCGAUUCGCAAGACCGCGUUCCUGUGCCCGACUCCAGCGUGGACAACCCGUUUUAUGGCGAUAGCGUCACCGUCGACAGAGAGCCCCCGCGCCGCCGCAGCAAGCGCAAAGUCGCGAUUCCAGGAGAAGCAGCGCAGGGCGUUGACGAUGCGCUUCAGCGUGAGGAUGGCAUGGUGUAUGUAUUCCGUGGAAAGAAGAUCUUCCGCAAGUUCGCUGAGCCCGAAGAUGAAGACGACGAAGAGGGCAGCUCAAGCGAAUCUCGCCUUCGUAGACCGCUCACGCGUUCUGCCAUCAAGCCGCGCCUGCUUUUCCCUGUCGCACCCAAGGCCCCUGCGACAGGUAUCACUCUCGAGGAAGAGGAGGCUGUUACCGACAUCGAAGAUCACCAUCUCGAGGACGACGAGGAGGUUGAGGAAGCGCCAGAGACCCCGGCUGAGGUCGAGGAAGAGGCUCCAGCAACUCCCAAGGCACCCAAGUUUGGCCCGACGGUCGCAACCCCACCGUCGACCAGACGCACCACUCGCUCGGGAUUGAAGGCGGAAGAACCGUCACCGAUCAAACGCAAGACUCGUGCGAGUCCCUUUGACGACUGGCCGCGUGUCAAGAGCCGCCAUGGAAGCAGUGUUACGAAGCGAGCGGGCGACGAGCUCGAAGCUUCUGCUUCUAAGCGAACCCGUACUUGA
This is a messenger RNA of Colletotrichum abscissum, 1287 nucleotides long. RefSeq lists its product as uncharacterized. The coding region runs from base 1 to 1287 and encodes 428 amino acids. The record is from RefSeq and is a predicted model, not a curated record. The transcript is spliced from 2 exons. Lineage: Eukaryota; Fungi; Ascomycota; Sordariomycetes; Glomerellales; Glomerellaceae.